Molecule: messenger RNA, 4818 nt
Organism: Drosophila simulans
Lineage: Eukaryota; Metazoa; Arthropoda; Insecta; Diptera; Drosophilidae
Product: luc7-like protein 3
Exons: 4
Coding region: 283-1596 (437 amino acids)
Biological process (GO): mRNA splice site recognition
Cellular component (GO): U1 snRNP; U2-type prespliceosome
Molecular function (GO): mRNA binding
Source: RefSeq, a predicted model, not a curated record
UCGCAGAACGCUAUGUACCGAUAGACUUAUUCCGAUAUAAUCGAUACCACGCGAAUUUCGUGAAAUAAUUUUAUUGAUUCUAUUUUGGCUAAUUUUUUGGCUAAACAGCAGGAGCACAGCGUUGCACGUGUGUUCACCUGUCCGCCGGCACCGUCCUGGCCAUAGAAGUCGGUGCGGUACCACUGGAUUCAUUGGAUACACUGGCACCACUGUGGACCACAUUGGACCACCACCGCCAGCUUCGGAGUUUUGCCCCCACAAUUUGCGAAGGAGCCCCGGAAAAUGGUGGACGCCGCCCGGCAGAUGCUCGACGAGCUGAUGGGCAGGAAUCGCAACCUGCAUCCCUCGGAGGCGGGCGCCAAGGUCAAUUGGGAGGACCCGGAGUUUUGUCAGUUCUACAACGUUAAGUUCUGUCCGCACGAUCUAUUCAUAAAUACGCGCGCAGAUCUGGGUCCUUGUGCCCGCAUCCACGACGAGGAAGCCCGACAUCUCUACGAGGAUGCUCGACCCUCGCAGCGGAAGCGCCAGUACGAGGAUGAGUUCCUGCGCUUCUGCAAUGUUAUGCUGCACGAUGUGGAUCGAAAGAUCCAGAAGGGAAAACAGCGUUUGCUGCUAAUGCAAAGAGAUCAGCCCAAUGUACCGGCACCACUGAGCAGGCACCAGGAGCAGCUGUCGAAUCUGACGGCCAGGAUCAAUAAGCUGCUCUCGGAGGCAGAGGAAGCCGGCAUUCGGGGCGACGUGGACCAGGCCCAGGAUCUGAUGACCCUGUGCGAGGAGCUCAAGGAGGAGAAGGAGCAGUUGGUACAGCAAUACGAGGCCAAUCACAAGGCCAUCAACAGCAUCAGCCUGACCAAGUCAGCGGAGGACGAGCUGCAGCAGCAGCCGCGCAGCAGUCCGGUCACAAAUCCCAGCGAAGAAGCUGCAACCACUCCUCUUCCAGCCGCCACCACGCCAGAUGAUGCGCCGGAUGCAGCUCCAAGUUCCGCACCAGCAGCUGUCACACCGACUGACGAUGCCGGCGAAGCAACUGGUGCAGCCAGCGAGGACAAAACGUCGGAAAGAACCGAUAGCAAGGCGGCUGGCUGGUCGCAUGACGCCAUGCCCGAGAAACAGAUGAAGGUGUGCGAGAUCUGUGGCGCGUUCCUGAUUGUCGGCGAUGCACAGCAGCGGAUCGAGGACCAUUUGAUGGGCAAACAGCAUCUGGGCUACUCCAAACUGCGCAACGCAGUCGCCGAGAUCAACGAGGCGCGACAAAAGGAGCGCGAGCAGGAGGAACGACGUCGGCGGGAGGGCCGAGUGCAGCGCUUCCACUCCUACGACAGCAGGCGCGAGCCACGCAAUGAGUACCGCGAGCGAAGUCGCGACUAUGUUCAGAAUCGCCAGCCCUCGGAUCGACGUCACCAUCACCAUAAGUCGCACCACAGCUCCCAUCACUCGUACUCGCGCAGUGGCGGAGGUGGCGUAGGAGUUGGUGGCGGAGGAGGAGGUGGUGGCAGCAGUCGGAGCAACCGGAGCCACCAUAAUCACAACCAUAAUCACUACCGCCAUGACAGCCGCGAGCGACAUUGCCGCAGUCGGAGUCGCAGUCGCUACUAGAGACCAAAAAAAAAAAAACAAAAGCGGAAAACAAUAGAAACCAAGUGAAUAGCAAACCAAGAACACAAGUAAAUAAUCCGAAAGUCAGGAGCAGUUCCAGUUCCCAAAGCCCCAUACCGCAAGUGUACAACUAAAUAUGAUCAAGUUCAACACGAACACAAUCUCUCGCCCAUCUGCGAUCUUCAGUCUUCGUCUUAUGUGUUCGCAAAUCCGCAAUUCGCAAUCCGUAAGCACCAGCUGCCGUGGCCACGGGCGGCAGCAUCGAGGUAUCCCAAUAAAAAAAAAAAUCAUUAACACAAUUUCCAAAAAAAAAAAAAUAAUAAUAAUAUGUAUCAGAAAACAGUUAGAUAAAACAGUAUCUGAGCUGGCAGUAACAAUUGCGCUGAGGUGAGUCGAAUACUUCAUAAGCCCGUAAAAAAAUAACACUCGGGCGACAUUUUGCCCCUUCACGUUCUGUAGACAUACUCUUUUUCGUACCAUUACUCUUCUCUCGUAUAAACGAUCCAUAUAUCUGUGUACACACACACACGCGUGUCCCCUCAAUGUGUGUGUACCCAGUUGGGUUGAGAUCCGGGCGAGGAUUUCACCAAGGUCCACCAGUACUUCGAAACGGACAGACGGACCUACGUCCUUUUGAUUGAAAUAUGUUAAACUCUUUUAGUUUUUCAAGCACCACAGGCACUUUUACCCUAACGUUGUAGAAUUAAAUUUUGUGCAGGAUUGUUUUUAAAGUUUGUAGCUUCAACAGUUUUCGUUUUGCCCAAGUAAUAUACUCUAUAGUUAUCUGUUAAUGAAGGGAGUUGCAGAAUAAAUAUAGGGUUCUUUCAGGUUCACGGUUUAUGGUUCAGUCUUAAAAUUAGUUAACUAUGAAAUAUAAAAGCAAGACUUCGCCAAGUGCUGUGUGAAUUUGACUUCUAUAAACAUAUAUAUACUAUAUAUUUAUAAUGACCAAAAGAUAGGCUGGGGAUUAGGGCGAUACGAAGCGUUCACUGGACGUUUCCCUUGCAAUUGUGAGUGGGACAUUGACUGAAACAGGUAUUUACCAAGCCUUACUCUUAUCUCUAUGCGCUUAACUAACCCAACAGAUACAGAUCCGCAUUCCCUGCCAUCCCUGCAUUCCCCUCCGCACAUCCAACCCACCAUUCCCAAGACACAAGAACACAGACACAUCAUGAACCAUAAAAUACAAACCACAAACGAUAAAUGUAUGUACAUAUAUAUGGUAGUAUCUAUAUAGCGACUUUGAGAGACAAUCGUACUGCAUGCGAUAUUGACUUGGCCAUUGGGUUCCUGGGUCACUUCUUGACGAUGGAAUGGGUUUCGGGGUCCCCAGUGGAGGUAUGUAGUCUUGGUGCCUUGUGAGCCGAAGAACGGCAGAAAGAGACGGACUGAGGGUGAGAGAAAGAGAGAGGAGCUUCUGAUGUGAGACAGAUUCACAGGUACAUUUGAUAAAUCGAUGAAAACCUAACCAAGCGAUUAGUCCAUUCCAAGGAUUCAAGGAUUCUUCUGGAUUUUACAAAUAUUUAAGUUUUUUCGUUUGCUCUAUUUAUGAUAUAAUAAUGAAUAUAUUUGAAAUACACAAGUUUAUAAGAAACUUAUUCUAUGAGCCUUGGAAAGCUAAACUUUGGAAAAGGAUCGUCGGCUUGCCGUGAAAACUCUACAUAUUGCAGUUAUUUUUUUUUUUGUAAUCCCUAACUCAUUGUUGUGGUUUUCUGCCCCCUCCCAUCCUUCCCCUGCACUAUACUCUAUUUUUUAAGCUUGAAAAAAAAAAAAAAAAAAAAAAAAAAAAAAAAAAAAAACUAACCCCAGCGAACUCUUCAAGUCAAGAUUCCAAGACACCCACGAAAAAUCACGAGGUAAUUGAAUUGCUAAAUCGAAUUAAAUUCUAAUCAAUCAAAUACAAUACAAUGCAAAGUGAAGAAGCACAAGCAUAGGCAGUGAUCAGAGGGAGACAGCAAACAGUGCAAAGACAGAGAGGGCGAGAGAGUUCGAGUCCCCAAACCCAUACACAUGUAUGUAUGUUCAUGUUCCCCCCUCCUCUUCACCAACAGGUAAAUUGCGACUGACCUCGACCCUUUAAAAAUAAUAAUACUGAUAUUUGUUAUCGAUCUCGAUUACGUCGAAUUUUGUGAUGUGACGCGAUCAGCCGUAGGCUGCAUCUCUGUCCAAAACCAAUCGAAUUCCCCCCGUAGCUGUAUGUUUUGUACUGUUCGUGCCACACAACCUAAGAUAUAAUGUUCAGUAUAUAAGUAAACCCCACACUCAGAUGAACUCUGAAUACGUAUCCGUAUCUAUAUACACGAUCAGCUCGAAAUUAGUCUAAGAUGCGCUAUCCACCUUUAACCGCCCUGAACUUUUGGUCUGGCUCACUUGACUCACACUUUCCUUUCUGCAAACGUAUUCCAGAAGCCGCCAACCGAGGAAUGGAGCCCGAAAGUGUUGAAAUGCGAGGGAUAUAUAUAUAUAUAGAGAGAGAGAGGAAGAUAUAUAUGGAAGAUAUACAUAAGUCUAUAGAUAAAGAAGAAGAACCAACCAGGUAACUUCUAUGCCACACCUCCCCACAUAAAUGUUUCUUCACGACAGACAUGGCGAAAUCCGAGAUCCGUGAACCGCACUCCUCGAUCCAUAAUACGCAAUCCGGAAAUCAACGAAGGAUCACUUUUCAGUGAUCACAGAAUGAGAGAGAGACAGAGUGCUAGAGAACGCUGAGAGAGAGAGAGAGAGACACUCGUGUAGAACUGUAUUAGGCAUAAUACAAAACGAGGUGAAUUUCCAUUUCUCUCAACUACUUAUAACUAUAUUAUAUACAUAUAUCUAUAACUAUACCCAUUACUUCCACCCAUCCUUGGAUCAAAAUUAAUAUUGCAUUGAAAUCGCCGGGUUGUCAGUUAACGAAAAAUACUAUGGAGCAAUUUGAACCGUACAUAUAUGUAUAUGAAUAUGUAUAUGAAUGUAUGGUCGCUUUAGUUUUGUGUCCGCGCAGGAUAAGCUCCUUCUUUCUACCCCUUCCCUGCAAGGGACACACCUCUUCCCUGCCAGCAUCCCAGAUCCCACCCACUAACCCAACACUCCACAUUCUUAUUGUUUACCCACAACCACGUAGCAAAUUAAUCAAUUGAAUUGAGUUAGCAUCGGGCAAACAGAGUUAAGGAACAUUUACGAAGGCAGAUUUAAGUAUAUAGUGUAACCAAUCAAUAAAACUUGAUCGAUCGUCUUUAGUCA